UCUUCUAGCUUCAAAGCUGUAUUCAUGUCUUCACUCCCUCCUCCUUCUGUGAAGUAACUUGAGUUUGGCAUGUGUUGUAAAUGUUAAGUAUGUGAGGGUGCAGUAAUAGAAACUGUCAGAGGUGGCGCUGUAGCAGGAGGUUUGACCUCUUGUUCAGAAAAUGGCGUCGGCGGAAGUUCGUAAGCAUUAUUCACGGAAAUGUACAGGGCGCCGACAUUUUGUCGUACGGAAAUCGUGCGCGUGGCUCCGCCAUCUUGUUGUACGGAGCGAGAGCACACGGCGCCGCCAUCUUGUGGCACACACAGGUGCUGCAAUUGAAAUAAAAGAUCUCUGAGAAAUUCUCUCGGGAUUACAUUAUGACAUGUCACUGUUUGGCCAAAUGGAAGGUUGAUCGGCGCGACUGGGAUCUCUCAGGGGUGCCAGGAACCGGGAAAAAAGGCUGGUGAAGGGUUAAAUGUUCGUGCAGCAGUUUUAGCUCUUUCAGCCACCCUGGUGGGGCUGGCCUGGCUCCAAGCAGCCUGGAUGAGGUCAUGAGCUCUGGAGUGACUGGAUUCAGCGUCUUACCUCUAUGGAAACAGAACCUCACAAUAGGAGAGACAACAAACAGGCAGCAGAAAGAAAAUACCUGGGGCUCCAUGACUUAGGAGACAGGAACAGGGAUGGCCAACUCCACAAGUGAUCCAGAGACAGGCAAAGACAUGGAAGAUCUGACAGAAGGCUUGGAGGAAGUCUGUGAGAGUUGUAAGGAGCAGAGUGAGGACGUGCUGCUGCUUUCACACCUAGAGCAGCAUCAUCAUCAUCUUGUCUCUGUACUGAGGAAGAAAGUGGAUGACACAUAUGAACGCUGCAGAGACCUGGAACAGCUUAACAUGGAGCUGGAGAAACUGAGGGCAGAGGAUGCUGUGAAAAUUAAAACCCAGACCCAGCGCAUUCAGUAUUUGGAGGGGUGCUUCAUGGAUCUGGUCAAAAACCAUGAAAAGAUGAUCCAGUUCAAAAAUGAACACAAAAGCUGGCACAUGCAGCUGUGGGAGGAGAACACACUGUGGCAGGACAGGGAAGCACUCCUCAGCCAGGCUGUGAGGGAGAAGGAAGCUGAAGUGCUCUGGCAAGCGGCCCAGGCCAGGCACUCUCAGCAGUUGUGCUCCUUCCAGGAGAAAUACACUUACGAGAGUCACAGAGCCCAGGAGCGAGAGAAGCAGCUGCUGGAAGCUCAGCAGCAAGCAGGUACCUACGCCCGGGAGGUGCAUUCACUGAAGAGGCAGCUGCAGCUCCUACAGAAGCACCAGCAAGCUGCUGCAAGGGCUGAGCAGGCAGAGAGUCAGCAGAGGGCUCAGGACAGUGAGUUGCAGGCCAAGCUGGAAAGGGUAUGUGAAGAGAAAGAGCAGCUACUGAACCUGGCCAUGGAGAGGAGUGAAGCUCUGCAAGAUAAGGAAUGGGAGAUUCAGAAGCUGGAGGAGAAGCUAGAGACUGUGGAAGAAGCCAUGCAGAGAGAAGGGGAGAUGCUUAAGAAAGAGGCAGCACUAGACAAAAAUCUGAAAGUUCAAGAGCUCCAAGGACAGCUAGAACAUAGCAAGCAGGCAUACAAUGAACUCUUGCUGCAGUUCGAUGCUUACAGAAAGCACAGUAUGGAUUUGCUGACUAAAGAGGGAGCUCCUAAUGUCAAACUCCAUCACUUUGUUGCAUAACUGCAUUUUUUUUCUCUGUUCUCUUCUCAACAGGUGCCUCUGUGGUCACACACUCCUGAAUUUUGUUCCUUUCCUUGGGACCAUCUUCUGGUUUCUUUAUACCAUCCUCACCAUUUUAAACCCUCCUCCGUUGGCAGUUCUGUAGCCUUUCUGUCAUUACACUUUUAUGAAAUUAAAUCACUAUGCUCUUAAAUCUGAGCACGGAUCAUUGAACCAGUCAAACCUGUGACAUGAAUUAUUAGGAUGGAAAACAUAAAAUAUGAGCUUGAUUUAUUUAGUGCUAACCUCUGCUUAAUCAUAGGUUUUCUUUUUUUACUGUUAAAACCACUUUAUUUUUCAAAAUGACCAAAAGCUCAAACUCGUAGCCUUUUGUAUUUGAUUCUGCUUUGAAGUUCAACAGAGGCUGGGCACGUAAGAGGCUCUGAGACUCCAAGAAAUUCUACCUUGCAAUAUCUCUGCAAUUCUCUAAAUUCAGGAAUUUAACAAGUAAUCCAAUAAUCUCAUACAACAACUGAUUCCUAAGCAAAUUACUGUUUAUCAUUUUCUAGUAGUUUUACAGAUUCUGUAGUAAUUUAAAUCCUAUUUAAUGCUAUA
Messenger RNA from Ficedula albicollis (Collared flycatcher), 2279 nucleotides. It is a transcript of the gene CCDC89, whose product is annotated as coiled-coil domain containing 89. NCBI's taxonomy places the organism in Eukaryota, Metazoa, Chordata, Aves, Passeriformes, Muscicapidae. The record is from RefSeq and is a predicted model, not a curated record.